CACUAAGACCAUGCCACAUCAUCUUGCAUAGGCCCGACCGGGAGAGAAAACGUGCGACUUGAGUUAGGGAUGAAGUUGUCAUCCAGACUUAUUGUAUCGGAUUAGCCUUCGCUGAACGAAAGAUAAUACAGUUAGAACACCAUAAUGACGAGGAAAUAUCACCUGUCUGCCGAUGAUGCCAAGUUUAAUGUUAUCAAAGCCAAUAUCGACAAGUGCUGCCCCCUAUGUGACCGUUCGAUGUCUUUCAGGUCCUCCCACGAAAGAUUGGUGAGGUCAAAGGCUCAGAUCCAAUUAUAUCAAAAACUAUGCUUUCAUGAUGCAUGCGAAAAGUGUACUUCCAUGCCACAUGGUCCUCUCUGUGAGGUAUGCAGACACAUGAGGCUCAGUCAUGUUGUGUGUUGCGGAAUGUGUGGAUGCGACACAGAUAAGCCAGAGAGCGGGACUGGCUGUAGGGCAGAUAGCUGCGAGAAUAUACAACACAUAAGUCACGUUCGACUGCCUUUCGGAUCAUACGAUCAAUUACAACAGCGAUCAAGGUAUUGCGAGAUUUGCAGUCUAUUCGCACCAGAUGUAGAGAGGCUGAAAAGUGUGUAUGAAUUCGAUCGCGAUGAUAAGAUCUAUUUGAAUGUCGCGAAUAAAUGCAGUCUUCUUGAAAAGGUGAUAUUUGGGUUCUCCAUUACACUGCGCGUUGGUUCACUCAAAACCGGCCCCCCAGAUAUACUUUAUCAUGAUACUGCGGAUGAACGGCAAUGGAACAAUAUGAUUUCAUUGGACAUUCCAGCCAAGAACAUCAACUGGGAAAGAGUAUCUCACUGGCUGCCGGAUUGCGAUAUCAAUGAUUCUGCUGACCAUAGAGAUUCCUGUCACUUGGAACCCCCCAAAUAUAUCUUACCCAGUUUCCGUGUUAUCGACACCGAGCAGCAGUGCAUCAUUAUCGCUCCACCAUUUUGCAGAUACGCCACACUGAGCUACGUUUGGGGGGAGACAAAAGGCUCAGUUCAAGCUCUUGUUUCCAAUAUCAAAAGCCUUGAAGUUCCAGGGUCUUUAACAAGGACCGGAGUCUCACUAUCACCUGUCAUUCGCGACGCUAUCACGGCAUGCCGUCAUCUGAGAAUCCGAUAUCUCUGGGUUGACCAACUUUGCAUUCUGCAAGAUGAGGACAUAGCAAAGAAGGCAUUACAUUUGAAUGCAAUGGGAGACAUAUAUGGCUAUUCAUACGUUACUCUGGUCGACCUGGUCGGCACCAAUGCGGACCACGGACUAUAUGGGGUGAAUGCCAGACAGCGGAUCCGGCGAUGGAGCGCUAAAGUACAAGGUCUCUAUUUUCUGGGGAGAAGUGACCCUUUCGAAGCAUUAGUCGCUGAGUCAAAAUGGAUGACUCGAGGCUGGACAUUUCAGGAAACACUGCUAUCAUCCCGACUACUAUUGUUCUCAGACACCAAACUCAUUUACGAGUGCUCUGGCAGGGAUUGCGUAGUUGAUGAUGAAUGUGGGCGCGUCUGGCCUCGCAAAAGAGUGAAAAUCGCCUUGGGCUCUUACCAAGAUAUUGUUCAUGACUACACAAAACGGACCUUCAGCUUCGAAUCUGAUAUUUUACGAGGGUUUGCGGGUAUCCUACAUGCGGGCUAUGGUUCGGACUUACCUCACAAGAUCUGAUCAGGAUACUGGGCAAAGCCGGGUUUCGGUCUAUUUGUAUCACUGUCUGCAAUGCGCAAGGACAAGCGUUGGCCCAGGCAUCAGACAUGAGGCUGUGGCACUGAUCGAUGGUGGAAUACCACAUUUAGCGUCGGCCAUGAAUCAGCCCAGUCCAGACGUGCUCAUGAGGGGUCAAGUAAGCACUAGUAAGCACCUUGUAAGACCCGGUAUCAACCUUGUCCAAUUCGAG
Molecule: messenger RNA, 1885 nt
Organism: Aspergillus neoniger CBS 115656
Lineage: Eukaryota; Fungi; Ascomycota; Eurotiomycetes; Eurotiales; Aspergillaceae
Product: HET domain-containing protein
Exons: 2
Coding region: 145-1656 (503 amino acids)
Source: RefSeq, a predicted model, not a curated record